Messenger RNA from Necator americanus (New World hookworm), 240 nucleotides. RefSeq lists its product as uncharacterized. The record is from RefSeq and is a predicted model, not a curated record. The coding region runs from base 1 to 240 and encodes 79 amino acids. The transcript has 3 exons. NCBI's taxonomy places the organism in Eukaryota, Metazoa, Nematoda, Chromadorea, Rhabditida, Ancylostomatidae.
AUGUCCUAUCCGAAUCAAUACCCAGGUCAAGGAUAUAAUCCUUAUGGACAGCAAUAUCCACCACCACCUCCUAUGGUGCAGCAAGCACCACCGGUGGUUAUCCAGGAGCACCAUCACCAUGAACCGCCCCACGAGGAGCACCAUCAUCAUCAUGGAAUGAUGCACAAAAUAACACAUCCUUUCCAUCAUCAUCACCAUGACGAGCACCAUCAUCACGAAGAACACCAUCACCACCAUUGA